AUGUCCAACAAGACAUUCGCAGGCGUACGCCUGCUCAACCAUCUCCUAGUGAUUUUGCAGCUGCUGGCAUGCAUAGCUCUCAUAGCAAUACGCGUGUGCUUUGCGGACUAUUUCAGCGUAGAAGAAGUGUUAGGCAUUGGCGGCAUGCCGAUGCGUGCCGUGCUUAUCAUCACCGCCUUCUUGAAUCUCAUUAUUCCGUUCUUCGGUGCAUGUGUGAUCGACUCGAAACUGCGCCUCUAUAUGCGCAUCUUUCUGGUGUACGAUACGCUCAGCAUCCUGAUCAACGGCAUGUCGUUGCUGUACGUGUAUGAAAUGUACGUAAAUAUCUUUGAGAAGGAAUUCAGCAAGCUUAUAACACAGAACCAAGGCAACCGAAUGUAUAUUGAGAACACGUACAACUGCUCGGACACGUCUGAUGUAACGUGCAUACAGCUCUUUACGGACUAUCUCAAGGGAGUGCAGCGGUACUAUGUUUUGGUGGUGGGCACGAUACUCCUGCUUAACGUGGUUAUGUGGAUACUUGUGCGGAUUGCCCUCUCUCUUGAUCUUAAGGGCAAGAGAGUGAGAGUUCCAAAGAUUAAGAAGCAGAAGGUAGGAUUCUCUACGGGAUCGCUGAGAAACAAGAGAUUGGUGCCUGUGAACAACAGUCCACCCGAUUCUAUUGCUGGUGAUGCGAGCAGAUAAGGGGAAUGUGUGUGGGUAAGGAUCAAAAUGAACAGGUUUAACAAAAAAAAAGAAAUUUAAAAUAGAAGGAAGAAAGUAGAAAGAGAUUUACAAUGCCGAAUUAAAACACCAAUCGGAAGGAAAUAAAAAAUAAAAUGC
Molecule: messenger RNA, 822 nt
Organism: Vavraia culicis subsp. floridensis
Lineage: Eukaryota; Fungi; Microsporidia; Pleistophoridae
Exons: 1
Coding region: 1-684 (227 amino acids)
Source: RefSeq, a predicted model, not a curated record